GUGACCGUCAGGCGUCAUGUACACUACUACACUCUCCGAAAUAAUGUUAUCUGAAGAUCCUCAUUUAUAUACUCUGUCCUACACUGUGAUUGUCCCAUCCAGUCGUGUAGCUUGUGGCUGAGGCCGGAUAAGAGACAGCGAGAACCAGCUAUAGCGGUGGGCCGCGCUGUGGGUUAUUCAUGUCCGCGCCUGAACUCUCCCGCCAACUUCGUCUCAUCCUCGAAAGCUCGCCAGAUGCGCCAUCGCUUCCGACGCUCCUGGAAAACAUCGACGCCUACGUGCAAGAGUAUGCUAACGCUCCAGACGCGGAAGCAGUUUCCCUCCAUGUAGAGGACAGGCUGCAGACCAUCUGCAGCGACGUACUCGAUCACUCGGUUUGCGCGCAGUUGGAGGUAUUUCUAGCCGUACUCUACCAUCUCCUGCCAGUACUGCCCUCCCUCUCUGUUAUUUCUUCUUGGUUUGAAGUGGUCAUUCGUCCUGCCCUUCGAGAACCAAAGCUUGCGACCUCGGCUGUAAACCAUGCAAAGGAGCUCAUCCUCAGAACUCUUGAACUGCCAACCGAGGCUGACGGGAACAUUGGGGAUGAAGAGAGGGGGCGAAGGGAGGAGCUUAUUGGCAAUUUCAGAAGAAGACUGAUGGACUUCUACCUCCUGGAUGCAUAUAAUGAGAGCUCAGGUCACGAUGUACUCGAAUGGGCUAGCCUAGACGAUCUCUCCAGGGAGAAGAAGGCAUGCUGGAAAGCAAAUCUCGAGGAUGUUCUCAUCAAACUAGGUCUGCAAAGACCUGAGGAUCUCUUGACGGAGGUGUUCCGCUGCUUUGCAUCCCCGCCGUCGCGUUUGCAAUUAUUAUUGCUUUUGAAUUCCUUUACUUCACAAGCAAAAUUCCCAGACGUGGCUCAUGUCAUGGCGUCGCACGUCGUGACACAGAGUCUCCUGUAUUCGUUCACUUUCGAUAACUCCACCACAUUAUGCACCAUUGGCCUGACAAUGUUGACAAAGCUCCUUCCUAUAUUCGCUGUGAAGGCCUGCGAAGAUCUCAAACGAGUGCUUCCACAGUUGCUCAUCGUCCUAGCGCGUACCAUUUGUUGGAAGCAACGAGCCCAAUCGAGCAUACAUGACCUUACACCUGAGGACUUGGGGAUGAGCUCAGAUAUUGUCGGCAACGUCGUGGAGAGCACAGGUGCUGAAGAUACCGACACCAUGGCCAACAGGAAUACAUUACCUAUACGCCCCGACUUGGAUUGGGAGAGGUUGGAUCUGGUCUUCUAUGGAGCAACACCUGUCCCUCCCUCCCCUCAUCAAUUCUUCCAGUUUUUGUAUUACUUAUUUCCCUGCAACACACUGCGCUUCCUUCGCUAUCCUAUAUCAUAUCUCACAGAAAAUAACGUGGAAAGUCCCUACACUGUGACGUGGGAUGAUGCCCUAGACGAGGACAUGAUUAGAAGCAAGAGCGAGUCCCUUCUCCGUGGGCACGUAUUGCAUCCACUGCUCAUUUGGCGAGAUGCCACCUCCGAGCUUGCGCAACCUGAUUUCUGGAAUCAAUAUGAUAUUCCUCGAAUCGUCGGGGAGUGCACUAUGCUUGAUGUACGACAUGCAUCCUUAGGAUUGCGCCAGCAGCAACUUUUCGGCGCAGCCAAACCUGCGUUUGCACCCGCAUCUGCCACUUCUUUACCUGAGUCAAUCAAGGUUGCAGAGCCCGCUUCUGUGUCCACGUUGUCCUCAUCGGUUGAGAGCUCUACUUCGUCGGUCUUGGCACAUGUGCAUGGCACGGCUGCCCCUCGAAAAACACGAAUAUCGUUGCAGGAAAUGAUCAAUGCCUCUAUUGCUCUCAAGUCCGGAUUGGAAAUCGAGAUUGUAGACUCGAUGCCAACGUGGCCCACAGCCCUGUUCCAGCAACCUCGGACAACGUCAACGACACCUUCGCUUGUUGUUCAUACAAGGCCCACCACUCCGGAUACUGUUUCUCUCCCUGGACGAGCGACGGACGAUGUGCCCUCUCAUGUUGCACAAGCCAUCGCUGAGUUACAGCGGGAGGUCCUUCUGUUGAGGAGUGAGCUGAACUUUGAGUUGUGGAUGGCGAGAGAAAAUGUCAAGCAUAUUGGUCGAUUGUACCACGACCGUGUGCUAUCACGAAAUGCUGAGGUCGAACGACAGGGUCUGCAUAACAAAAUGCGCGGUUUCAAAGCCGAGGUCCAGCGGCUGCAGAAGGAGCUGAAAGACCACAAGGACCAGACGUUGACAAUGAAGAACCAGUAUUUGGAUUACAACCAAAAGCUACAGGACAAGCUUCGUGAGCUCAGGGCAGAGAAGUCGUCUUGGCAAGCAGAGGCAACAGCUAUGCGUGCAGCUGAUAAGGAGUCAAAGGAUACGUUCGCUGCCCAAGGCAAGCUAUUGGAUGAGGCUACCCACCGCGUCUUCCAAUUGGAGACUACGAUCAAGGAGAAUGCGCACAAGAUCGAUAGACUUCAUGACUAUGAACGACAGAUUGAACAGCUGGUGAAAAUGCAGCGGUUAUGGGAAACAGAUGUCCACCAAUUGAAUGAACAAAACGAAUAUCUCAAGAUCUUUACGAACAAGUAUAGAAAAAUGGAGCUGCAAGUGGAAACUUACGAAUCCAUCUUGGCUAAGAUGGAGGAAGAUGCAAAACACCAACGUCUCCAGGUACAGACACUGGAGUCGCGCCUAACCAUGGCUCAAAAGCAGGUGGACGUAGCACGUCGCAUGCCUUCGUCGGCUGAUCUUUCUCAGUACAACGAACAAUCACAGAAACUGUCAAAAGCGAACGAGCGACUGAGAGAGGAAAACGCUGAACUUCGAGAUGAAGUAGAGGAGAUGAAGGCGAUGGUUGAGUCGUUGAAGGCGCGGAUCACUGGCCUUAAGGAUCUGACCAGCUCGCCCGUAUCGUCUCCUUUGACCACACAUGCGUCUCCAUCUGGACUGUGACAGUGACUACAAUUGUACAUCGACGACGGCAGGCAUGAAGUAAGAUCAAUACCAACAUUUACGUGCGCUCCAUAUCAUUGUACACUUGCAUCUGAUUGUGUCUAUAUUUUGCUUUUACAACUUGUAUCACUAGUAUUGGUUCAAAUACAUCGCGAGCUUUCAUGAGAUAUACUGUUGGCGCAAUGGACA
Molecule: messenger RNA, 3131 nt
Organism: Somion occarium
Lineage: Eukaryota; Fungi; Basidiomycota; Agaricomycetes; Polyporales; Cerrenaceae
Source: the annotation of a GenBank genome assembly